GCAAAUAAUUUCCUUCCUUAUUACGUUCGGUUUUUUGGAGCAAACAAAACAUUCGUUAUCCUCUCACCACGGAUCACUUCUGUGACCUUGAUCUCGGUGUAUGUAGCUUUAUUAGGCAGUGGCAGUGGAAAAUUGGAAAUGUGAAACGUGUGAAGGAAACCCAGAAAAGGCAUAUUCACUGACGAUAGAGAAUCACUGCAGUUUCGCUUUGGAAAAAUAGUUUAUUAAACUCAGGACGAAGAUUGAACGGAUAGUAAAUAACGGUUUCACAUUACAUCGAUCUACGAAGGGAGGAAAAGGGGGGUAGUGGGAGGAGCGGGUUGCAGCACGUAAAGGACGACCAAUUUUCGUUCCACAGUUUGCGGAUGAACCGAAGGGGAGGGAUUUUUUUUUAUUUCGUUUGUCGAUCAUAAUACCGAGCAGUGAAGUUUUAUUGAUGUGUGUUAUUUUGGGCAUACACCACCCUCACCCAGACGUGAAUUCAAUAAGCGCACACCCGCGGGUGUGUGUGCGUGGAAAGUAAAGAAAAACCCGCCGUACACCACACAAACCCACCUAUACGCAUAAUUGGGCUUCGAUGAGAUCACGACACACGGUGACAGGAGGAAGUAAACCCGAACCGAGAUAUCACCUCCGUUUCGAAGCGAAAACAAUAAACCCAUCAACCCCGUCAAAGCAGCCUAUGUGUAAUAGAGUAAACAACAUGUGAGAGAAGUAAAAGAAAAGAAGAAAAAAAAAACGCGAAUGAAAUUUGUUAUGUUAUCCUCCCUAGUGUGUGUGUAUGUGUAUGUGUAAAUACCUUUCCAACCAGGCGUAGAGAUCAGUUUACUGGGAUUAACCGUGUGUCUAUUGGUUUGCCCUUUAUAGUGUGUCCUGUGUGUGUUUUGUGUGUGACGUUUACGACAGCUGCUGCACCGUAGUAAGCCCCUAAUCAUCAUUUACACGCGGUCAGGGGGAAGGCAAAAAAAAACGCCCUCGUCUAGGCCAGUUACUAGGACCUAGACACGUCGAACUAAUCGUGACAACCCCACGGCACCCAUCGUAACCCCCUGUCGACCGACCAGGAGCAAUGGAUAAGCAGCGUGGACUUAUUUUUAAAACCGGAUUAAUACUCCUUUUUCUACUGCAAGUUAUCACCGCCCUACAAAUCACUAAAGUACGCGUACCUUCGUCGUACAGCAUAUCGCGCAACGAGAGCGAAAGUAAACCGCUCAUACUCGGCUGUGAUUACGACAUUGAAGAUGACGUAUCGAAGGGAUUCGUGCUGAAGUGGAAACACAACGAUCUGCAAUUUUACCAAUGGAUACCGUCAAGAAAUCCGAUCGUGUUUAGUUCCUUCAAGGGACACAUCGAUGUAGACUAUUACGAGUCGGAUGAUCGGCUCCACAAGCACAGUGUGCUGAAGUUCAUCAAUCCGAUGGCCAACUACACCGGUAACUACACGUGUCAGGUGUCGACGUUCGAUGAGCUGGUAUCGAGUACCGCCCAUCUGCAGAUAAUCGUACCCGAGACCGACUUUUCGUUGGGCUUCCAGCGAGAAACGAACGGAAGUACGGUGGUGUUUUGUAACGUGGGAGAAAUAUAUCCGCUGCCGGAUGUUGCUUUGCGCAUUGACGAUGAGAAGGUGUCGGACGCGGUAGCUUUCGAGCAGAUGCAAGAAUAUACCGGCUAUUAUAACGUUUCUGUACAGUACAUCUUACCGGACCCGGACAAGAAUUUGCAGCUACAGUGCGAUGUAACGAUACCGGCAACGGACUAUUCGCUACACACCAGUAUGCCUUAUCAGGGUGCCGCCUUCCGAGUAAAUGCCGCCACGCUGCAAGUGUUCCUGUGUACCGCCAUUACGGUGACACUUGCACGAAUGAUGACCAUGUUCUAGGGUCGCCCGGUGUCCCUUGCUGUGUGUGUGUGUGAAAGCGGACCGAAGCGCCAUUCCGUUCCGGGCGUGGCGUACACUUGGAAUGAAGCAGUCUUAAUCCUGGUCUUCCCAUGGUUUUCUCCACCAGAGUGUCAAUGUGCAGGCGUGUUAUUUAGGGUAGAGGAAGCACACUCGCACAUGCCACACACUACCACUGUAUUCAUCAUCCACCUUACUCCCCACCACGUUCCCAUGCUCCAUCUGUUCGCAGGAUCAAGUGCAAUUAAUCGUUCAUACUUUCGCUCCCUCCCAAUUCCGGCCCCGUUAAGGGAUGGGGAUGGGUAAUGGUGUAGUGUGGGGGACCUGUUGUAAAUAAUUGUUUGUUUCUGCUUUAGAAUGCGCUUAUUUGUACACCACCACCGAUAUGCGGUUACCACCACCUGGUUCGGUCAGUGUAAUUUCGUCAAACGAAAUACGUUGUGCCUUUUUGUGGAGCGGUGUUGUUUAAACGGUCGCGGAAACGUGAAACAUAGCCAAUCCGCAUUCAACGAAUGGAGAUAGAAAUAUAUUUAAAAUAUAUUUUAUAAAUGUUUAAAUUAUUAACCCGCUUCGUGGAAUGUGAGCUCGUGUUUUGUUUUGUCUCUAGAAAACUGAAAGUAGCAACAUACAUACAUACAUUAUUGAAACGAUUCAAUGCUUCAUGUGAUCAUUCAGUUGCCACCAUGUAAGUGGCGAGUAUGCGUGUCCGUGAUUAAUUUAAAUGUGUUGUUUUAGUCAAAGAUGUACGAGAUGAUCAUAAUGAUCCUUACGUUGUAUAACACACGUUGCCGAAUAAAAUUACGAUAAUAUUUAAAACCCGAA
This is a messenger RNA of Anopheles funestus (African malaria mosquito), 2719 nucleotides long. RefSeq lists its product as uncharacterized. Lineage: Eukaryota; Metazoa; Arthropoda; Insecta; Diptera; Culicidae. Bases 1070 to 1879 code for a protein of 269 amino acids. The transcript has 5 exons. The record is from RefSeq and is a predicted model, not a curated record.